Messenger RNA from Coregonus clupeaformis (lake whitefish), 841 nucleotides. Its product is annotated as globoside alpha-1,3-N-acetylgalactosaminyltransferase 1-like. Gene Ontology annotation, cellular component: vesicle; Golgi apparatus; membrane. Gene Ontology annotation, biological process: carbohydrate metabolic process. The record is from RefSeq and is a predicted model, not a curated record. The transcript is spliced from 4 exons. Lineage: Eukaryota; Metazoa; Chordata; Actinopteri; Salmoniformes; Salmonidae. Bases 1 to 528 code for a protein of 175 amino acids. Gene Ontology annotation, molecular function: hexosyltransferase activity.
AUGGCGCCAGGUGCAUCACCAGGUUGUGGUGAAUCACAGACUGCCAUUGAGGUUCACAUCCACCGGGAGGCGCACUACAUCUUCUGCCUUGAUGUAGACAUGAGGUUCCAUGGCCGUGUGGGGCCAGAGGCUCUGGGGAGACUGGUGGCCGCCAUCCACCCCUGGUUCUACUGGUACCCCCGGAACCAGUACCCCUACGAGCGGCGGAACGUCUCCACAGCCUAUGUACCCCUGGACCAGGGAGACUUCUACUACCAGGCCAACAUAUUCGGAGGAGCACUGGAGGAUGUUCACAGGCUGACCAAGACGUGCAGGGAGCACCUGGAGGUGGAUAAGUCUGUGGGUGUGGAGGCUGUGUGGCAGGAGGAGAGUCAUCUGAACUGGUACCUGGUGAAGAAUAAGCCCACCAAGCUGCUGUCACCUGAAUAUGUGUGGGACGACGCUCGAGGACGGGACUUCAAGGAGCUAAAACUGGUCCGCUUCUCCUCUGUCAUCAAGAACAAGGCAGAGGUCAGAGAGAACCCGUGAGAGGAGAAGAGAAUGGUGCUGGAAUGGAUAGCAGUCGUUUUACGGCCUCCUGACCAAUUCUGCUAUUUUGUGUGUUUUUUAAACUCUGAUCUUAAUCUUUACACAAUGUUUCUGCAAUUAUUUCCUCUGACCGAAAAGAGCUUCUGGACAUCAGAACAGCGAUCACAAACUUUGAUUUGGAUGAAGACUUCUCCUUCAACGAGUCUGAGCACGGGACAUACUGCUCACCAGUGACGUGUAUUCAUGGAUGCCAAGGGAAGCAAGGCUUCCCAAAAAAAAUUAAAAAGAAAAAACUAAUUUGCAAGAGGUGUCG